Messenger RNA from Exophiala spinifera, 618 nucleotides. RefSeq lists its product as uncharacterized. The record is from RefSeq and is a predicted model, not a curated record. Gene Ontology annotation, molecular function: catalytic activity. Lineage: Eukaryota; Fungi; Ascomycota; Eurotiomycetes; Chaetothyriales; Herpotrichiellaceae. The coding region runs from base 1 to 618 and encodes 205 amino acids. The transcript has a single exon.
AUGCCUCAGCUUCCAAUCCCUCCGAAUUUGAAGUUCGGACCUUUCCCAAUAGCGUCCGAGGUCUUUCACCUCUCAAGAAGUCGACUGUCAUUUGGACUGGUCAACCUGAAACCCAUCCUCCCCGGGCAUGUCCUCAUUUGUCCGGUGCGAGUGGUUCCGAGAAUAUCGCAACUCAGUGCGGCGGAGGCGGCGGAUCUGUUCAGGACUGUCCGGGUGGUUUCGCGAACCCUGGAGCGGGUCUAUUCUGCCAGUGCCCUCAACGUGGCUAUUCAAGACGGCGUAGAUGCCGGCCAGUCGGUGCCACACGUCCACGUACACAUCAUCCCCAGGCAGAAAGGAGACUAUGACCACCGUGGAGGCGGGGAUCAGAUUUACGAAUCAAUGGACGGCGAGGAGGGCAACGUUGGGAAGGCCUUUCUCGAGAUGCAAAGCCAGAGAAGUCACCGGAUGAAUCACAGAAAGGAGUUUUCCGCCGGGCCAGACAGUGACAGAAAGCCAAGGAGCGCGGAUGUGAUGCAGAAGGAGGCGGAAUGGUUAAGAGCCGAGAUGGAGAAAGACAGGACAGCAGAGGACGAAGAAGAAGAAGAAGAAGAAGAAGAAGAAGAAGAAGAAGGAUGA